Messenger RNA from Pochonia chlamydosporia 170, 1683 nucleotides. RefSeq lists its product as hypothetical. NCBI's taxonomy places the organism in Eukaryota, Fungi, Ascomycota, Sordariomycetes, Hypocreales, Clavicipitaceae. The record is from RefSeq and is a predicted model, not a curated record. The transcript is spliced from 3 exons. The coding region runs from base 1 to 1683 and encodes 560 amino acids.
AUGAAAGCAAGCUCUCCGCUUAGCCUCGUCACGGCAGCACUGUUGGCGCCCGUCGCGGCAGACUGGCAGUUUAGAUCUCGUCCGGACCUCGCACCGCCUCGUCUGAACAUCACCAUUCCGGCCACAAAUGCCGUCGAGAAGGGCUAUCUCUUCCUCGCGCCAUUCGCUGGCUUCCCUGAUACUCCGACGGAGCAGCAUGGUCCUCGCCAGGCCGGGCCAUACAUCUUCAGAGACAAUGGUGACCUGGUGUGGUCUGGCUACUCCAUUUUCAGCAUCUGGUCUACCAAUUUCCAGGCUGGUCGUUGGAAGGGCAAGGAUAUCCUGUUCAGCUUUGAAGGUGACCACAAUGCUGGAUAUGGACACGGCCAUGGACACAUUACGUUUGUCGACCAGCGUUAUGAGACUGUUCGUGAACUUCGUGCUGGGAAUCAUAAGCUGGUUGACAAGCAUGAGUUUCAUAUCGUGAAUGGGGAAACUGGCUUGAUCCAGAUCUAUCAGCCUGUGCCGCGAGACUUGACCAAAUGGGGCGCGAGCCCAGAGCAGCAGUGGAUUGUGAAUGCCAUUAUUCAAGAGCUUGAUAUCUCAACCGGAAAACUGCUCUUUGAGUGGUCUAGCCUGGACCAUGUAACUCCCGAUGAGGCUAUUCUUCCAAUCAACCCUGGACAGGCAGGUUCCGGAUACAACUCCUCUGACGCAUGGGACUACUUCCACAUCAACAGCGUCGACAAGGACGCCGAGGGAAACUACCUCAUCUCUGCCCGUGACGCCUGCGCCGUUCACAAGAUCAACGGCACAGAUGGCUCCAUCAUCUGGCGCCUCAACGGCAACAGAAGCGACUUCAAGAUGGCCAAGGGCACCAAGUUCUGCUUCCAGCACCACGCCCGCUGGCUGAGCCAGGAAGACGGCAUCGAAAUCAUCAGCCUGUACGAUAACAGCGCCCAUGGCACUGAGCACAGCGGCGGAUCCGAAGUCCACACUGCACCAACCAGCAGCGGAAAGAUCUUGAAGCUCAACACCAAAUCCUGGACUGCUGACCUUGUCGGUGCCUACUUCCCACCUGACGACCUGUUGUCCAAGUCCCAGGGAAGCACUCAAGUCCUACCGGGCGGUAACGUGCUCGUCGGAUGGGGUUCUGAAGGUGCCGUAACUGAGUUCACCAGCGAUGGAACGCCCAUCUUCCACGCCUACAUGGACUCUGGCGUUCUUGGUGACGGGGUCCAAAACUACCGUGCUUUCCGCUACAACUGGACUGGUUUGCCUAGCGAAGACCCUGCUAUUGUUUCUCUUGAGAGUGAGAAGGGCACGACCGUCUAUGUCUCUUGGAAUGGCGACACUGAAACUGCUGUUUGGCGGUUUUACGCCGAAACAGAUGAGUUUGGAUCUCGUCAUUUCUUAGGUGAAGUCGAGCGUAACAGCUUUGAGACCAAACUCUUUGUUCCCCAUCAGAAGCUCACUUCUGUGUCUGCAGAAGCCAUUGACGCUUCUGGCAAGCUACUCAUCUCCACUGCUGUCGUCAAGACGGAGCAGGAGAUACUCCCGCCUCGGACCAAGGACACUUCCCACAAGGUCAAGCUUGUUGAGGAGGUGGAGGAGCAGAAGACCUUCAAGAAGGGUGGACUUUGGGAGGAAUACGGUCUUCUCAAGUUUGUUCGCCUCAGAUUUCCUCUCGGAGAUGACUUGUAA